UUUCAGAUAUCCUUCAAAAAAAUGAACACUCUUCAAAACUUGACAUUAAAAAUGGAUCGCCAACCAACAAUUCGAAUGAAACCUGACAAACAGCUCGACUGUAGUUUAAGUCAAGAUGACGGAGUAUGGAUGAUGGCUUCAAGCUUCAUUAUUUUCACAAUGACUGCUGGAUUUGGGUUGCUGGAAUCGGGUAGAGUGUCUUCGAAGGAUGAGGUCAAUUGUAUGGUGAAGAAUGUUUUUGAUGUGAUUUUUGGAGGACUCGCUUAUUGGAUGUUCGGCUAUGGUCUAACAUUCGGAGACUCGAAACAUCAAUUGGGAAGAUAUGUUGGUUUCGGCGACUUUUUCUUCGAUCCGGAGAGGGUGUCAGAUGAUGAUUCUACGGAUGAGAAAGGCAUUUCUUAUUCGCUUUUCAUUUUCCAAAUGAGUUUUGCAACGACUACAUCGACGAUUGUGUCAGCUGGAAUGUCCGAACGAAUCCAUUUAAAAUCACACUGCUUCAUUUCAUUCUUCAUCACACUUGUCCACUCGGUUGCGGGGCACUGGGUAUGGGACCAGGAAGGCGUUUUCCGAAUGAUGGGUGUCGUCGACUCGGCUGGAUGCAGUGCGGUCCAUUUAGUUGGGGGAGUUUCGGGACUUGUCGCCACUUUGUAUUUAAAGCCGAGGAGGAAUAGAUUCGCGAAAAAUGGAAUUCGGACAGUUAGUGAUCCGACAAAAGCGAUUCUCGGAUUUUUGAUGAUCUGGUGGGGAUGGUUGGCAUUUAAUACAUCGUCAAAUUAUGCGGUUACCCAUGGACAAUGGACAGAAGGAAUGAGAUCAGCAGUUGGGACUAUUUUGGCUUCUGCCGGUGGAGGCGUUGUAACUGUAAUAAUCACAAGACUAUCUACAAAAAAGAUACAAAUGGAUAUGCUCAUCGAUGGAAUGCUUGCGUCACUAGUGGCAAGUACGGGCGGUUGUUUGUACUUUACACCCUGGCAAGCAACAUUAGUUGGAGCAAUUGGAUCGUCUCUUGCUCUUGCAGCAUAUCCAGUGACGGAAUGGCUUAAGAUUGACGACCCAGUUGGUGUAUUUCCAGUGCAUGUAGUUGGAUCCAUAUGGGGUAUGAUUGCUCCUGCAAUCUUUGUCUAUCGAAGACCCAUGAAUUUUGGACCGCCCGAGUGUGAUUUUCAGACAUCUGACGAGAUCAACGGACUGCUCUAUGGCGGUGGCUUCUACCUUCUAUUUCUUCAAUCUUUCGUGAUAUUGGUAAUUGGAACUUAUAGUGCUAUUUGUGCAUUUAUCAUACUGUUUCUGAUUCAUCAUUCUCCAGUUGGUUUGCGUGUUGACAAGUAUACCGAAGAGCUUGGAGCAGAUCUCAUUGAGCACGGUUUGGCUGGAUUUAAUGUGAUGACUUAUACAAUUGAGAAGAAACUCGAUACAAAAACUCUAUCCGCUGUCCUUAUGAUAAUUGUUAGAUGGAGAGCCAAAGCAAAACUUGGAGCUCAGAGAAGGAAAAAGAUUCAUGAUAGUGGAUCAGUUGCACCGCAGCAAGCUGAAAGUGUCGAGAUGAAUGUCAUACAUCGGAGACAUUGACUAUUUCACCAUGAGAAGCGCCCCUCGCCUUGAUCGGGUGGAAUGCCUAAUUUGUGCCUACCGCAUGCCAACCUGAUUAUCGACAAGUCAGGCAGACUUUACUUUCCUGUUGUUGUUUUUUUUCCCAAAAUCUCAUCAUCCUGUGAAUGUUUCUCCUACGUGUAAUAAUAAAACUGUUAUAUUUU
Caenorhabditis elegans is the source of this 1754-nucleotide messenger RNA. It is a transcript of the gene amt-2, whose product is annotated as Putative ammonium transporter 2. The record is from RefSeq and is marked reviewed. The transcript has 10 exons. Gene Ontology annotation, biological process: ammonium transmembrane transport. Gene Ontology annotation, molecular function: ammonium channel activity. Bases 22 to 1569 code for a protein of 515 amino acids. Lineage: Eukaryota; Metazoa; Nematoda; Chromadorea; Rhabditida; Rhabditidae. Gene Ontology annotation, cellular component: membrane.